AAAAUUGCCGUGAGCCGUAUAGGUGGAUAAUCCUUGCCGUGAGCGAACAUGUGGGAUUAUUUGUGGUUAAGGUUUUAAAACAGUUGGAAAUGGCUGGAUUUAGUAGUGAUGAAACUGUUUCAAUAACAAAAAAUGUAGACGUCAAGGAAAGUGAAUUGACUUCGACGCCCAUCGAGCUACUCGAGGAAGUUUACGAGUUGAAUAAGUGCUCGUCAUGGAUUGUUGACAAAGGUGCAAACAAGGUGUGCCUGCAGUUCCCCGAUUCGCUACUCCCAGAUGCUGCUGAGGUUGCGCUUUGUCUGGAGAAGAAACUUAGUCGUAAGGUGUACAUAUUGGGAGAUACGUCCUAUGGUAGCUGCUGCGUGGACGAGGUGGCGGCUGAGCAUGUGAGCUGCGAGGCCAUCGUCCACUUCGGUCACGCCUGCCUCAGCCCCACCCGGCGGCUGCCCGUCCUCUACGUGUUCCCCAAGAAGCCCCUGGACGCGGCCCACUUCGCGUCCUGCCUCAGGGACACCUUCCCGGACACCGCGGAGCGAAUACUGCUCCUCUACGACGUGUCUUACGCGCACCACAUAGACUCGCUGUCGUCGUGUCUUUCCGGCGAGUACGACAACCUGGUGGUGUCGAGGCUGGACACGGAAGGAAGCGACGCCGCGCCGAAGGAGAACCGGCUGGGCCGCGCGUGGGAUCUGGGCGCAGGGUGCGCGGAGGGGGAUUACCACGCGGUGUUCAUCGGAGGGGACGGGCGGACUCUGACCAACUUCGCUCUCACGAUGUCAGCGGCGUCGUUCCGGCAGUACGACCCGGCCUCGGCCGCGCCGGCCCUCGAGCGGUUCGACGCCCGCAGGAGCAGGUUCCUGAUGAGCCGGCUGUACCUGGUGGAGCGGGUGAAGGACGCCAGGACCCUGGGCUUGGUCGUGGGGACCCUGGGCGUGUCCCGCUACCUGGAGGCCAUCGGCCGGGUCAAGGCGCUGGCCGCCGGCCGGGGCAAGAAGUGCUACAUCUUCGCGGUCGGCAAGCCCAACGUGGCCAAGCUCGCCAACUUCCCCGAGAUCGACGCAUUUGUGUUGAUUGCGUGUCCGGAGAACUCUCAGAUGGACUCCAAAGAAUUCUACCGUCCAGUUGUGACACCGUUCGAAGUGGAACUAGCGUGUGGCGGUGAGCGGCCAUGGAGCGAUAACUACAUCACGGACUUCAGGGAUCUUCUGCCAGGUGGAAGGCACCAUGUGGAGGCCAGCGAGUGCCCUAACAGCGCAGAUACGGCAGAUGUCUCGCUCAUCACCGGCCGGCUGCGCAACACGAUGGGGCUCGCGCGGCAGGUGGAGAACGGGCCAAGCAGCACCGUCGCGCAGAGAGCGGACCUGGCAGUGUCGACCGCCUUGCCGUCGGGCAGCGAAUUCCUGCUGGCGCGCAGCUGGCGCGGCCUGGAGCAGGACCUGGGACAGACCGAGGCGAGGCUGGCAGAACACGGCCAGAGUGGCGUCCCGCAAGCAUACGCCUCCGACCGAGAAGCCCUGCGCCAGCCACGCACAUAGCUAGCUCACCAGGCAGUGAGUACCUGCUGGCACGGCCUGGGGCAGACCGAGGCGAGGCUGGCAGAACACGGCCAGAGUGGCGUUCCGCAAGCGUACGCCUCCGACCGAGAAGCCCUGCGCCAGCCACGCACAUAGCUAGCUCACCAGGCAGUGAGUACCUGCUGGCAGGACCUGAGGCAGACCGAGGCCAGGCUGGCAGAACACGGCCAGAGUGGCGUCCCACAAGCGUACGCCUCCGACCGAGAAGCCCUGCGCCAGCCGCGCACAUAGCUAGCUCAUCAGGCAGUGAGUACCUGCUGGCAGGACCUGGGGCAGACCGAGGCGAGGCUGGCAGAACACGGCCAGAGUGGCGUCCCACAAGCAUACCCCUCCGAUCGAGAAGCCCUGCGUCUGCCGCGCACAUAGCUCGCUCACCAGGCAGUGAGUACCUGCAGGUGUACGCCUCCGACCGAGAAGCCCUGCGCCAGCCGCGCACAUAGCUCGCUCACCAGGCAGUGAGUACAUGCUGGCAGGACCUGGGGCAGACCGAGGCGAGGCUGGCAGAACACGGCCAGAGUGGCGUCCCACAAGCAUACGCCUCCGACCAAGAAGCCCUGCGCCAGCCGCGCACAUAGCUCGCUCACCAGGCAGUGAGUACCUGCUGGCAGAACCUGGGGCAGACCGAUACGAGGCUGGCAGAACACGGCCAGAGUGGCGUCCCACAAGCAUACGCCUCCGACCAAGAAGCCCUGCGCCAGCCGCGCACAUAGCUCGCUCACCAGGCAGUGAGUACCUGCUGGCAGGACCUGGGGCAGACCGAGGCGAGGCUGGCAGAACACGGUUAGAGUGGCGUCCCACAAGCAUACGCCUCCGACCAAGAAGCCCUGUGCCAGCCGCGCACAUAGCUCGCUCACCAGGCAGUGAGUACCUGCUGGCAGGACCUGGGGCAGACCGAGGCGAGGCUGGCAGAACACGGCCAGAGUGGCGUCCCACAAGCAUACGCCUCCGACCAAGAAGCCCUGCGCCAGCCGCGCACAUAGCUCGCUCACCAGGCAGUGAGUACCUGCUGGCAGGACCUGGGGCAGACCGAGGCGAGGCUGGCAGAACACGGCCAGAGUGGCGUCCCACAAGCAUACGCCUCCGACCAAGAAGCCCUGCGCCAGCCGCGCACAUAGCUCGCUCACCAGGCAGUGAGUACCUGCUGGCAGGACCUGGGGCAGACCGAGGCGAGGCUGGCAGAACACGGCCAGAGUGGCGUCCCACAAGCAUACGCCUCCGACCAAGAAGCCCUGCGCCAGCCGCGCACAUAGCUCGCUCACCAGGCAGUGAGUACCUGCUGGCAGGACCUGGGGCAGACCGAGGCGAGGCUGGCAGAACACGGCCAGAGUGGCGUCCCACAAGCAUACGCCUCCGACCAAGAAGCCCUGCGCCAGCCGCGCACAUAGCUCGCUCACCAGGCAGUGAGUACCUGCUGGCAGGACCUGGGGCAGACCGAGGCGAGGCUGGCAGAACACGGCCAGAGUGGCGUCCCACAAGCAUACCCCUCCGACCAAGAAGCCCUGCGCCAGCCGCGCACAUAGCUCGCUCACCAGGCAGUGAGUACCUGCUGGCAGGACCUGGGGCAGACCGAGGCGAUGCUGGCAGAACACGGCCAGAGUGGCUUCCCACAAGCAUACGCCUCCGACCAAGAAGCCCUGUGCCAGCCGCGCACAUAGCUCGCUCACCAGGCAGUGAGUACCUGCUGGCAGGACCUGGGGCAGACCGAGGCGAGGCUGGCAGAACACGGCCAGAGUGGCGUCCCACAAGCAUACGCCUCCGACCAAGAAGCCCUGCGCCAGCCGCGCACAUAGCUCGCUCACCAGGCAGUGAGUACCUGCUGGCAGGACCUGGGGCAGACCGAGGCGAGGCUGGCAGAACACGGCCAGAGUGGCGUCCCACAAGCGUACGCCUCCGACCGAGAAGCCCUGCGCCAGCUGCGCUCAUAGCUAGCUCAUCAGGCAGUGAGUACCUGCUGGCAGGACCUGGAGCAGGACCUGGGGCAGACCGAGGCGAGGCUGGCAGAACACGGCCAGAGUGGCGUCCCACAAGCGUACGCCUCCGACCGAGAAGCCCUGCGCCAGCUGCGCACAUAGCUCGCUCACCAGGCAGUGAGCACCUGCUGGCAGGACCUGGGGCAGACCGAGGCGAGGCUGGCAGAACACGGCCAGAGUGGCGUCCCACAAGCGUACGCCUCCGACCGAGAAGCCCUGCGCCAGCCGCGCUCAUAGCUAGCUCAUCAGGCAGUGAGUACCUGCUGGCAGGACCUGGAGCAGGACCUGGGGCAGACCGAGGCGAGGCUGGCAGAACACGGCCAGAGUGGCGUCCCACAAGCGUACGCCUCCGACCGAGAAGCCCUGCGCCAGCCGCGCUCAUAGCUAGCUCAUCAGGCAGUGAGUACCUGCUGGCAGGACCUGGAGCAGGACCUGGGGCAGACCGAGGUGAGGCUGGCAGAACACGGCCAGAGUGGCAUCCCUCAGGUGUACGCCUCCGACCGAGAAGCCCUGCACCUGCCGCGCACAUAGCUCACUCCUUGGUCACUUUUGGAAAAAGUGGGAGACUAUUUUCAUGUUAGUAAUUUUACUACAUGUAACCUCAUUACAAAGUGCUAUUUUUUAAGAAUUUUUCAUUAUUUCUAGACCCCACACAAUGUUUUACAUUUAGUAACAUUUCAGUAUCAAGUAUGUACUUUCGUUAUUACUUACAAGAACUAUGUGCUUUUUCAUGUACAUUGUAACAAUAUUUCACUGUAUGGGCCAUCACUACCACCUUCCUCAGUUUGUUUUGUAACAAAAUAGAAGACUUCUGUUAAUGUUUAA
This is a messenger RNA of Bacillus rossius redtenbacheri, 4369 nucleotides long. RefSeq names its product 2-(3-amino-3-carboxypropyl)histidine synthase subunit 2 (gene Dph2). The transcript has 7 exons. The coding region runs from base 90 to 1535 and encodes 481 amino acids. Gene Ontology annotation, molecular function: 2-(3-amino-3-carboxypropyl)histidine synthase activity. The record is from RefSeq and is a predicted model, not a curated record. Lineage: Eukaryota; Metazoa; Arthropoda; Insecta; Phasmatodea; Bacillidae. Gene Ontology annotation, biological process: protein histidyl modification to diphthamide.